AGCUCUCCCACCAAGCUCCCCACUUGGAAGGUAUUGACAAUUGUUUCUCUACCUCUCCCAUCUGCAACACAAUCAGUCUGUCAUGGCGCCAGCAACACAAUUCGAAGUGGCGCAACCGCCAAACGACGCCGUCUCUGCCCUCGUCUUCGCACCUGACUCGCCGAACCGGUUACUGGUCUCAUCAUGGGACAAGAACGUGUAUCUUUACGAGAUUGCAGGUUCAGGCGGCACCGAGGAAGCCAGAUUGAUCAAGACCUAUGAGCACCGUGCGCCGGUGCUCGAUGUCUGCUUCGGCGCGAACCAAGACGAGGCCUUCACGGCGGGGAUGGAUCGCCAGGUCAAGAGGAUCGACCUCACCACCGGCGAGCAAACCGGUCUGAGCAAGCACUCCGAACCCGUCCGCUGUGUCGUCUACAGCUCCAAACACUCCAUCCUAAUCUCCGCCUCAUGGGACAGCACCCUGCACAUCCACAACCCGUCCAACCCCUCCCAGGAACCACUCACCAUCCCACUCCCCGGCAAACCCCACGCACUCGCCGCGAGCCCGUCCAAGGUAGUCGUAGCCAUGACCGCCCGACUAGUUCACAUCUACGACCUACCCACCCUCUCAUCCGCACUCUCCUCCUCAUCCUCACAACCACCACAACCCUGGCAGCAGCGCGAGUCCUCGCUCAAAUUCCUCACCAGGGCCGUGGCAUGCAUGCCCAGCGACGCGGGGUACGCCACGUCAAGCAUCGAGGGGCGCGUGGCGGUGGAAUGGUUCGAGGACACGGCCGAGUCGCAGGCGCGCAAGUACGCUUUCAAAUGCCACCGGCAGGCGGCGCCCGAGGAGGAGGGCGGCGGGGACGUGGUGUACCCCGUCAAUGCGCUCGCCUUCCACCCGCGCUGGGGCACUUUCGCGUCGGGCGGGGGCGACGGUUCCGUCGCGCUUUGGGAUGCGGAAGCCAAGCGCCGUAUGCGCCAGUACCCGUUUCCGGACAGCGUGGCUGCGCUUGCAUUUUCGAAGGAUGGGAGGUAUAUGGCGGUGGGGGUCUGUCCUGGGUUUGAGACGGGCAUGGAGGAUUACUCUGGGGAAGGGAGGACUAGGGUGUUUAUACGGGAGCUGGGGGAGACGGAGGCAAAGGGGAAAGGGGCUAAGUGAGUGUAGUGUGUGUUGUUCUAAUUGCAGUAUACAAUCUUUCGAUUGGUAUGGACUGGCGUUUGGGGAGGGUACCGAUUAAGGCGAUACGGUGUAGCUAUAUGAAGCUCUUAGGUGACUCCGGAGCAAAAUGUUUGACAAUCAAAUGACAAGUCUACACGACUACUGGCCAUGUGUUAAUGAAGCUUCGAAAUAAACAGGAACUGGG
Messenger RNA from Canariomyces notabilis, 1346 nucleotides. RefSeq names its product WD domain-containing protein. The transcript is spliced from 4 exons. Gene Ontology annotation, molecular function: ubiquitin binding. Lineage: Eukaryota; Fungi; Ascomycota; Sordariomycetes; Sordariales; Chaetomiaceae. Gene Ontology annotation, cellular component: nucleoplasm; kinetochore; bub1-bub3 complex. Gene Ontology annotation, biological process: mitotic spindle assembly checkpoint signaling. The record is from RefSeq and is a predicted model, not a curated record. The coding region runs from base 83 to 1141 and encodes 352 amino acids.